Messenger RNA from Stylonychia lemnae, 345 nucleotides. NCBI's taxonomy places the organism in Eukaryota, Ciliophora, Spirotrichea, Sporadotrichida, Oxytrichidae. The record is from the annotation of a GenBank genome assembly.
AUGGCAUUAGGUAUAGUCCCAGCAAUUUAAUCAGCAGUUCUUUCCGUACCAUGGCCAAGUGGAAUUAGAUCACUCUUAGUCCAUCCAGCUGGACCAUUUACCAUUUUCUUUUGGGCUCCAACAUUUAAAUGGAUGAUUACAAUCGCUAAUAUUGGAGAUUUCAAGAAGCCAGCAGAAAACAUUUCUGUAAAUCAAUAGUUAGCUAUCUUCUGCACUGGAUUUAUCUGGUCAAGAUAUGCAACCUAAAUUACACCCAUUAACUAUAACCUUAUGAUUGUUAACUUGUUCAUGGCUCUUCAAGUGCCAGCUGAGAAAGGUGGCUUCUGGGGUGCCAAAAAGGCAUGA